AUGAAACAUCGCAAGAUUCUUGUAGACGACCUGGACGACCAUUUUUUCACAGAUGAAACAUCGCAAGAUUCUUUGGACGGACGACCACUUUUCCCGCAGUCAAAACGUGGCAAGAUUCUUGUGGACAACCUCUUUUCACAGAAAGAAACAGACAAGAUUCUUGUGGACGACCUUUUUUCAUCGCAAGAUUCUUGUGGAGACCACUAUUUUGAAAUGUCGCAAGAUUCUUGUCGACGACCGACCUCUUUUUCACAGGACGAAAUGUGGACGAUUUUUGUGGACGACAUUUCUUUUUUACAGACGAAACAUCACAAGAUUCUUGUGGACAACCUCUUUUUUCACAGAAGAAACAGCACAAGAUUCUUGUGGACGACCACUUUUUUCACGGACGAAAUGUCGCAAGAUUCUUGUGGACGACCUCUUUUUUCACGGACGAAACAGCACAAGAUUCUUGUGGACGAACUCUUUUUUCACAGACGAAACAUCAAUAGAUUCUUGUGGGCGACAUCUUUUUUCACAGAUGAAACUUGUCAUCAAAAACGACAUCUUUUUUUUCAAAAGACUUGUGGAGGACCUCUUUUCACAGACGAAAAAAGAUUCUUGUGGAGGACCUCUUUUUUUCACAGACGAAACAUCAAAAACGACGAGUUUUUCUUGUGGGUGACCUCUUUUUUUUCACGAAGAUGA
Messenger RNA from Acanthosepion pharaonis, 687 nucleotides. The record is from the annotation of a GenBank genome assembly. Lineage: Eukaryota; Metazoa; Mollusca; Cephalopoda; Sepiida; Sepiidae.